Molecule: messenger RNA, 432 nt
Organism: Aspergillus caelatus
Lineage: Eukaryota; Fungi; Ascomycota; Eurotiomycetes; Eurotiales; Aspergillaceae
Exons: 1
Coding region: 1-432 (143 amino acids)
Source: RefSeq, a predicted model, not a curated record
AUGCCUCCAUCUCAACCGAGGACCACGAACACUCGAUACCCUGCUUCAAAACAUCAUCGCCAAGCAGGUCACCCAAGGCAUCCUCACCGUGAGACAGGUCGCAUUCGGAUACAUGACGCCGAUUCUCAGCCCGCCACAUCCAUCGGCGAACGUGUACAACUCCCUGCUCCAGGAACUGACGACCCUGCGCGGAUAGAGAGUGGCCUCGAUCGAGGCAAUGGACAUGUCACGACAUCAGAUUCUAUGUGGGGCCCAAAGGCCGAUGACUACUCCUACCUGUUGUAUGUUUGGUUUCAUCCGGGGCUUGGCAUGGAUAUGUGCUGGACUAUUUGUAACCCCAGGGCCCGGAUUCUGGAGGCGGAAUUGUGGUUUUCCAUGUUUCGACCGGAUCCUAUGAGUCGAGAGGCUGGUUUACGUUACCGAUGGUUUUAA